Messenger RNA from Nannospalax galili (Upper Galilee mountains blind mole rat), 2031 nucleotides. It is a transcript of the gene Adrb2, whose product is annotated as adrenoceptor beta 2. Gene Ontology annotation, cellular component: membrane. NCBI's taxonomy places the organism in Eukaryota, Metazoa, Chordata, Mammalia, Rodentia, Spalacidae. The record is from RefSeq and is a predicted model, not a curated record. Gene Ontology annotation, molecular function: beta2-adrenergic receptor activity; norepinephrine binding. The transcript has a single exon. The coding region runs from base 239 to 1492 and encodes 417 amino acids. Gene Ontology annotation, biological process: adenylate cyclase-activating adrenergic receptor signaling pathway; negative regulation of smooth muscle contraction; norepinephrine-epinephrine-mediated vasodilation involved in regulation of systemic arterial blood pressure.
UAACGGGCAGAGCGCACUCCACCGAGGCGGCUUCUCCUUGGCGCAAGCCGGAGCUGUCAGGCACCGGGAGCCCGGAGCAGCUGAGUGUGCAGGACGCGUCCCCAGCAUACGAUCCUACGGCCGCUGAAUGAGGCUUCCAGGCGCCCAUCCCCGGCCAGCAGCGCCCCGCCGGAGGUGCGCCCGCUGAGACGCCGCCAGGGAGCGGGAGGCCGUGCGCUCACCUGCCAACCUGCGAGCCAUGGGACAACCGGGGAACGACAGCAAUUUCUUGCUGACGCCCAACGGAAGCCGCACGCCUGAUCACGACAUCACUCAGGAUCGGGACGAGGCGUGGGUGGUGGGCAUGGCCAUCCUCAUGUCGCUUAUCGUCCUGGCUACCGUGUUUGGCAACGUGCUGGUCAUCACAGCCAUUGCCAAGUUUGAACGACUGCAGACCGUCACCAACUACUUCAUCACCUCCUUGGCUUGUGCUGAUCUACUCAUGGGCCUAGCGGUGGUGCCGUUUGGGGCCAGCCACAUCCUUAUGAAAAUGUGGAGUUUCGGCAACUUCUGGUGUGAGUUUUGGACUUCCAUUGACGUGCUGUGCGUCACGGCCAGCAUCGAGACCCUGUGCGUGAUUGCAGUGGAUCGUUACUUUGCCAUCACGUCACCUUUCAAGUAUCAGAGCUUGCUGACCAAGAAUAAGGCUCGAGUGGUCGUCUUGAUGGUGUGGAUUGUGUCAGGCCUUACUUCCUUCUUGCCCAUCCAGAUGCAUUGGUAUCGGGCCACCCACCAGAAAGCCAUCAACUGCUACACGGAGGAAACCUGCUGUGACUUCUUUACCAACCAGGCCUAUGCCAUUGCUUCCUCCAUUGUGUCUUUCUACUUGCCCCUGGUGGUCAUGGUCUUCGUCUACUCCAGGGUCUUCCAGGUGGCCAAAAGACAGCUCCAGAAGAUUGACAAAUCCGAGGGCCGAUUCCAUACCCAAAACCUCAGCCAGGUGGAGCAGGAUGGCCAGAGCGGGCAGGGACUCCGCAGGUCCUCCAAGUUCUACCUGAAGGAGCAUAAAGCCCUCAAAACCUUAGGCAUCAUCAUGGGCACAUUCACCCUCUGCUGGCUGCCCUUCUUUAUUGUCAACAUCGUGCAUGUGAUCCAGGACAACCUCAUCCCUAAGGAGGUUUACAUCCUCCUCAACUGGCUGGGCUAUGUCAAUUCUGCUUUCAAUCCCCUUAUCUACUGCAGGAGUCCAGAUUUCAGGAUUGCCUUCCAGGAGCUUCUGUGCCUACGCAGGUCUUCUUUGAAAGCCUAUGGGAAUGGCUACUCCAGUAAUAGCAAUGGCAAAAUGGACUACCCAGAGGAGCCAAGUGGAUGUCAACUGGGGCAGGAGAAAGAAAGUGAGCUGCUGUGUGAGGAAACCCCCGGCAAGGAAGGCUUUGUGAGCUGUCCAGGUACUGUGCCUAGCCAUAGCAUUGAUUCCCAAGGGAGGAACUGUACAAAUGACUCCCUGCUGUGACACAGGCUCUCUACUUUUUAAGACUCCCUCCCCUCCAACAGAACACUAACCAGACUAUUUAACUUGAGUGUAAUAAGUUUAGAAUAAAAUUGUAUAGAGAUUUGCAGGAGGGCAGCCUUCUGCCAUUUUUUAUUUUUUUAAGCUGUAAAAAAAAAGAAACUGUAUUUGAUUGCUUAUUUGUUCUUUGUACAGUUCAGUUCCUCUUUGCUUGGAACUUCUAAGUUUGUGUCUAAAGGGUAUUAGCCCUAGAGGACCUGGAUCUGUAUGUUUGGAUGACUUUUCCAUGUAUCUACCUCAUUGGUCAAGUGUUAGGGAUAACAUAUAUUGCUGCUGGUAAUUUGUAUCUGAAGGAGUUUUUCCUUCCUGCACUCUUGGACUUGAAAAUCCUGAGUAUCUCGGACCUUUCAGCUGUGAACAUGGACUCUCUUCCACUCCUAUCUGCUUGAAUGGAGUGUUGUAGGCAGGGAUUCAAGAGACAGCUUCAGUUGUUUUUCUGAGCAAAGUCUAAAGUUUACAGUAAAUAAAUUGUUUAACCAUGA